Molecule: messenger RNA, 12692 nt
Organism: Numida meleagris (helmeted guineafowl)
Lineage: Eukaryota; Metazoa; Chordata; Aves; Galliformes; Numididae
Gene: MLANA
Product: melan-A
Exons: 4
Coding region: 4924-5265 (113 amino acids)
Cellular component (GO): endoplasmic reticulum membrane; trans-Golgi network; melanosome
Source: RefSeq, a predicted model, not a curated record
UUGAUAUAUGAGAUUAAGAAGAAUCUGUACGCAAAUCACAUUUUUUGCAAUUUUAUUUUAUCCAGGAAAGAGAUAGAAGAAAAGAGAGGAAGGACUGGAUCAUAUUAAGAAAAAAAAAUAGUGAAAGGAAAAAAUAUAGAGCUUAGAAGAUUUCAAGCUCCACAGUAUAGCUGCCUUAUUUAUGAAUGUUUUUCUAUUCAAACAUUUUAUCUGUGUAGCCAAGUUUGACAUAAAUUGCUCAUCUAAAAUAAUUAUUUCUCAUCCCAUGAAAAUAAAUUCAAAAUUUUAACUUAAUUUACAGGAAAUUAGCUGAGCAACUCAUAAACCAACUAUCUGCAAGGGCUUGAUUACAGAACACACAGUGGAAGGGACACAAUUUGCAGCAUGAGGUCUUGUAGCAAGGACUAGGAAUUUCUGAAAAAAUAUCAUGUCAAUUAUGUCAACUGUGUCAAUUUAAAAAUUAGAUUUCUGUAGAAAGAAUUAUUCUUUGGUCACUGCAAUGUUCUGAUAUUCAAAAGAACUCUUCAUUUAUAUAUAUAUAUUUUUUCCUUUGAAAGGAAGAGGAAUUGUUGGAGAGGAAAAAAAAAUGGGGAGACAUUUAAUACAGGACAUUUCCUUCCUAUUAAGAUUCCCUGUUUUCUAUUAAAGUUCUGUAUUUUAUUUACAGUUCUCGUCACUGAUUUCUGUAUUUUGGUGCAUCCUGACAUCUGCCAGUGGCAGUGCAGAAAGGUGGUGGAAUCCUGGGCUCUAGGUAGAGCAGCCAUCAGAUCAAGGGAGGUGAUCUUCCCCCCUUGCUCUGAACACGUGCAUCCGUUCUGGGGGCACCUAGUACUCAAGGAAACAGACAAGCACAAGUGAGUUCAGCUUGGGGCUACAGGGAGGCUGUGGGACUGUGGUCAGUUCAGGCAUGCAAAGGGGCAGCUUUGGGGGCACCCAGCUGCACAGGGUGCAGGCACAGACUCAGAUGUGAAUGAUCCAAAUUGUUUAUUACAGGUUCUAAAAUCCCCUAUAUACAUUCACAAGUAUUCUCUUUUAACUUUCCCACCCGCCUUUACAUGUCGACAAAACGUUCCACAAACACUCCUUCACCAUGCAUGCAAGUGCUUAUCAAACAUGAGUUGUUCCUAGCCACAAGUUCUUUCUCCAGUCAGGGUCGUCAUCAUGCAAAUCACUUCACUUUUCUCUUCUUCUGGAGAUGUCCUUGGUUCUCAGCCUUGCCUUCUCAUGCUGUUUAUCUUGCUUUGCAGUUUCUGCUCUGAAUAGUCUUCCUUGUACUCCCACACUCAGCAGCAGCCCCAGAACCAUCAACAGGGGACAGAGGAGACACAGAUGGACUCUGCACUGGGUGCAUGGUGGGAGGGUGAGAAGAACGGAAUGAGCUGAGAGUGAGAUACUCAAGCUGGAGGCAAAGAGGAGGGUUUUCCCACCAGGACAGCUUGGGCACACAGCCAGGCAGGUUGGCUGCAUUCUGGCCUGAGGACCCUCACGCUCCAGCGGCAUGAGGCCCUGAGCAGCCCGGCCUGACUGUGGAGGGCCCUGCUCCAGGCAGGGCAGGACUGGAGACCUCCAUGCAGGCUCACCAGGCGCAGCAGGGCUCUGAGAUACUGUGAAGGGAGAAAUGAAGUCUUCCUAGAAAAAUGGAAUCACAAUAUCAACAGAAUAAAAAAAGCAGUCAUUCUUUUCAAAAGGUCAGGCACAUUAUUUUCAGUUAGACAAGGAGCAUUCAUUUCAUACUUAUCAUAAAGAUUCAUCAGAGUGUCCUAGGUUUGCCACAGGCAGCUGGUUGAGAGAAAUGGCAAGGCUUGCGUGGGGCUUCCUCCUCCAUCGUCUUCUCCUGAAAUACUGUAUUGAAAAACUUAACAUUUGUAGAACCUUUGUAUAAAUUCCUUUGACUUUACACUCAUGAAGUUAGCAAUGCCACCCCAGAAAAACAGGAUAUAGUAAAAGAAGUGAGGUUAGAACCAGGACAUGGUGCUUCACCUUCCCAUCUGCCCAAUUUUUCAAUAGCAGCAUUGUGUAUUUACAUACCAGAUGGCACCAGUCAUCUAUGACAAAGUUUUUCUCCCCCAUCCCUUUGUAAUACUAUUAACAAUAAAUUCUUUCAGAACACAAACUAUUCAAUCAGUUGACAUUUACUCCUCAGCACUGCUUGAGGCAAAGAAGGGGCUGAGAUGCACUGGUAUUGGUAUCACAUGGAUUUUCUGUAUCUGUCAGCUUCAACUCUGAAAGAGCAAACAGUAGUCUUCAGUUAGCAAUCCCUCACAGAAUUUAAUGCUUUUCUUCAGGAAAACACAUGGCUCGAUAAGGUAUUCUGUGACAUUUUUAAAGUAUUACGCAAGAGCUGGCUUGUUUCUUCAAGAAUUUACUGGACUGUGAUAUUGUACACUUACUAUUUUACACACAUGAGUAUCUACAGAAAGUUUCCCUAUGAAACUUUCCCUAUGAACCUAUUCACCUUUGAAACUCCCACUAGACUAAUCUGGAAUAAAAUAAAAAGAAAUAAUGAAUCAUUUAGCUAAAUAGGCAAAUUUAUGCUCAUCACUGUUCCUUUUUUUUCUUUUAUUUGUGCUUUACUUGUACUUUCCUUUUACUUUCUUCCUUUGCUUUUCUAACUCUUUUCUUUACUUUUCUUACUCUGGGAAAAACAAAACAAAACAAAACAAAAACACAAAAAUCAGAAUGUAUGUAAAAGAAUGGCUGAGGUUGGCAGGGACCUCUGAAUCCACUUGGUCCAACCCCUGCUCAAGCAAGUACGCUCAGAGCAGGGUGCCCAGGAUCAUGCCCAGGUGGCGUUUGAAAACCUCCCAGGAGGACACCCCACAGACCCUGGGCAGCUUGUGCCAGCUCCAGCACCUGUGCAGUGCAGUAGUGCUGCCUUGUGUUCAGAGGGAGGCUCCUGCGUUCCACUUAGUGCCCAUUGCCUCUUGUCCGGGCACUGGGCAUCACUGGGGAGAACUGUCCAAACAAAGUUUGUAUUGAGAGAAGGUAAGAUUUUUACCACCGUUGGAAAAACCUCUGUAAUUUAAAAAUAGAAGAAAUGGUCUAGCUCUUCCCAGGCCUGAACUCACUAGAUAUAUUGAUGUUAAGAAUUUUCAGCUAAUUUCCUAAAGAAAUAGAUGUUUAUCUCUCACACUAUUGCUUCUUUUCUACCCACUUCUGAAAAUCAGCCAUUUUUCAACCAAAUCUAGAGCCAAUUUCAGAGCCUCAAAUGUAACCAAACGACUUCAAACUUAAAAAGUCUUUUGCAGGAUAGAGAGGCCUGAAUUAAUGAUUCACUGAGAGAAAUGUCAAACAGAAUGUGGGCCUUCAUGGCCUUAUGUCUUUUUUUCUCUGUCAGUAACUAACGCUUCUGACCCACCACAGAACCAGGAGCUCUGGAUUAAUUACAGGCUGCCAUUUCUUGCCUGAUGUUGUGAAUGUAAUUAUUGCAGCUUGUGUGCAUGUGAGCACAGACAAUGACAAUUCACACAAAUCCAGAGGGAACCAGGCUUCAUUAGUUCUGCAGCCCACAGAACAGUCUCUUUUUGUUGCAGCAUUUGCUAACCAAUACAGAAUCAAACUGUACUUGCUGUAAUCCAUGAUGCAUCCAUCCAUCAUGGCAUAUCAGUGUCCAUCUUUGAGUUUUGCUCCAAAAAUUGUGGUCUCUACACGGUGUUAUUGUGGCACAAAAGAUGUGGAUAAGCAAAGCUUUAAUUAAAGACAUGUGAAAAGUUUUUAUGUCAGACCUCAGUCAUGAAACUAUCAGCCCCAAAUCAAAACAUGCUUUAAUUUACUAUCAGGCUACCCACUGCAGAAGCUCAUGUUGAUAGGCACGUAGAGUGGUGCUGAGCCCCUUCUAGCAAGGUAUGUAAUAUCAAGAAGAAAUAACAGAUUUCUGAUGUGCUUAUUAGGAGAGAAUGAUGCAGGCUGCGAGAAGAAAGUUGUCUCCUGGCUUCCUUCAUGCUAAUUAAUGCAUUCAGAAGCUGUACUGAAAGGAAUUUAAACUCGUGAUAGUCAUAAGAGAAGAGAUCAAAGAAGAAAAAAAAAACAGAUCAAGUCAAGGAAAGGAAAGCUGUACAUGCCUUUAGUCAACAGACGGAAUACAGGUCUGAAGAAGGUAAGGCUUGAGUUUUUUUAUUCUACCUAAACUUAAGCUUUUCUAUUUGGCUUAAAAACUAUGCUUCAGCAGAGACUUAACUGACUCAUAGUGCAGUCUGAAAAUGCAUUGUUUCCUUGGAUAGAGUUUUAUUUGGCAAGGUCACUGUUUUUCACACUCACCCCAGUAUGGGAAGUAGAUGGGUUGGAUACUAUCAAAUAGAAUCUGUUAAACUGCUUAUAUGACAGAGACAUGAUUACUUGCGGGUUCUUCCUUUGUAAUGUUGAGACUAUUUCUAGUUGGAUGAUUAUUCUCUUAAAAUUGAAAAUUAGGAUUAUAACUUCUCUGUGCUUGUCAGCCAAUGUAAGUUAGUGUAACCAUCUGAAAACCAACAGAUCUUUGACAGUUUGUGCUGACUGACCCUUUGAACAUUAAUAGCAGGUAACAGAAAUACAGAAACACGUGCUUAUACACAUAAUAUUCUUAUUUUUCUUCCAAAUAUUUUUCCUUGUCCAGACAAAUUGUCUUUAUGUUUUUUUCUAUAUUCCUGUGAGAUUUUGCUUCAGAAAAAGUCACUAGUUAGCGCCUAAAGAGACCAUGUCAAAUCACUGCCUGUUACAUUUGCGUGGAACAGUUCAUGGUUUUGAGUUUUGCAUUUUUGAGGUUUUAAAUUGGGACAGCUGCAAAUGCAUAUGGAUCUGCUUAAUUCUGAGAAUAACUGGCUGCCCUUCCUCCCUAAAAUGCCCCCACUGAAAUAAAAAAGCUCAUACUAUUUAUAUGCCUUACAGAUAACAAAUUAUUUCUAUUCUAUUCUAACCUGUGGUUUUUAACAGGGGUAGUCUCUCAAAAUGCCCAGAAGAAGCCACCAUCAGGAUGGAGACUUCUUUAGAGGAAAAGGACGCAACUAUUUCACAGCAGAAGAAGCCCUGGGAAUUGGGAUCUUCAUUUUGGUGCUGGCCAUGUUGCUUAUCUUAGGCUGCUGGCUUUACAAAAGGCGUAGUGGCUAUAAAAGACUACAGAGCAAAGGCAUCAUUAAGGGCACCAUACGAACUGUGGUAGGUGAGGGAAUAACACCGGACUGCAAAACAGCUCUGCAAGAGUACAGAAACUUUAAUACUGUGGUACCCGAUGCUCCGCCAGCCUAUGAAAAAAUUGCUGCAGAGCAGUCACCACCACCUUAUUCACCAUGACAGCAAGAAGUCUUAAACUCUGAGCACAUUCAUUCAAUUUCUUCAUGCUCCCUUUUGAUUUCCUAUACAUUCUUAACUUUCUCAAAGCUAAAACUGCAAUAAAAAUUCACGCACUUUCAUGAGCAAUUGCUGAGAAUUACUCUUGCUUAAUUAAAAGAAUUAGUUCUUGAAACGCUUCAAUAAAGCUGACGGUGCUUCUGUUUUAUGUUUUUCAUUUCUUGUGUCCAGAUUAAUACAUUUUGCUCAGGUUUUGGCUUCUUGCAUCCUUCACAGAAGUACCAAUGUUAAGAACACAACACUGAGUAACAACUAAAUUAAAAAGUGCAGGCAACUGCACAUUCAUCUUCCACGCUUGCUUAUAGUCCCUGUUAUUUUGUACUUGUCAGUGCAUGUAACAAUGAUCACAUUUCAUCUCCUACUGGCGAGAAAGGAGAGAAGUCACAGAAAGCAAAGAACUGUAAUGCAUGUGAAUUAAGGUGUAUUCAUUCAGCAGAUACUUGUUCAAAGGUAAUAAGUAUCUGUGAAUUCUGUGAAAGUUUAAAAUUAUUUGCUUUUUAUAAUUAUUUGAUACAUGUAUUUAGAAAUUUAGAGAAGUACUCAAACUCAAAAUGUUGUCUUAAAGUUGUCAUUUUCAGCAUACUCCUUUAAGGAAAAAUAUUCUGUGGACUUGCUUAGUGACAGAAAGAAUGUACUGGAAAACAGGCCAAUGCCAGCUUAGAGCUGGUAAGCACUGGAUGUGUAGAAUACAGUAUGCUCCCUACAUUUUUUGCAGAACCGGCAAGCUCCAGGCCAGUGAUCUUUAGCAGCUCUAUACUCUGCUGCUGUCUACCCUGGGGGCAACUUCCUUUCAAACACAGCACCAGAAAGUCUAUGUCUGAGAGAAAGUUUGGAUAAACAGAAAGAACUACUUCCCCAACUGCAAAAUCAUAGUUCUUCAAUAGAUGUUGUCCCUAUAUGCUUCGCUCUUGGGCCAAUGCAAAAGAAGUUGCAAAAGGUGCUGGGGCAGCAGCUUCCCUAGAGAACAUGAAGGAUUGGCAAGGCUGCACCAUCUCUCAAAUUCCCUCAUAAAAAAGGAGCUAGAUAUUUCUGACCCCUGCUUCACCAGAGAAAAAGGGCAGAACACAGAAUCCAAUUUGAUGGCACAUUUUUAACAUCUAAGAUACAAGAUACUGUUAUUGUCUUCUCCAGUUUCUCCAGUACCUCCAGAAAGUUCUCGGUUGGUGAUAGUGCUGCACUCCACUCUUUCUGGGCUCAAAGGGCCCAAGAACUGCAGCAGUGCUUGAGCAGCGGAUAUGCUUUCACAUUUCCAAACUACUUUAUUGCUAUGGCAGCAAUUACGUGCUUGGACCACAUGUUUUUUUGUUCCUUCCCUGAGAGGUACAUUGCAUCAGCAAAGUACAGAUCAGAAGGGGACAAAGAGUGAUGGCCUAAUACAAAUAAUUUAGUCUUUCACUACUGAUUUUGUCAGGUCUUUUCAACUCAGCUCACUCUCAUUUCUGGAUGGGAGGAACAGACUCCUGUGCAGCACAUUGUGUUCACUAUGCUCUUUGCUUAUACAGAAAAUCAGCCUUCCUCCUCCUCGUUCAUAUCUGAAUUAUCCUUGUUAUCAUAAUCUUCAUUCUUGUAGCUAUUUGGGAAAAGAACAGACUCAUAUUUUCUGGAGAGUAUUUUCUAAGAAAAAGGGCUUAAUCUUUCAACAUUUGUCAGUUUGCCCUUUACCAAUUACCUUGUUAGAGGCAAUUUAUUUCUUUUUCUGUGUGCCACCACUUAUGCCCCAAGUAACUCUUCACUAACACUCAGGAAAAAAACAGCUCCCAUUUUAGACAUAGAACGUCAGCCAGUUUUCAGUCCACCUCACUGUCUUCUCAUCCAGCCCCACCUUGUCUAUGAGGGUGUUACGCAGGACAGUGUCAAAGGCCUCACUGAAGUCCAGGCUAACAUUGCUCAGUGCUAGCUUUACUGUCUGCAGUUAUUUGCAGUAGGAAUUUUAGGCUUGUUUUUUGUCUGGUAACUGUGCUUAAAAAACUUUUGAAUCACUUCAGAAUAUUUGUCGAAACAGCAUAAUCAUAUGGCAUGUGUGAAUACCUCCUGAACAUUAACCUCCUGUAAAGACAUCCUUGCAGAGGAUAAAGAUGCCCCAUCUGCACCUUGUAGUAUGUUAUUCCUACAUCAGUAUCUCCAGAAACCAUUUCCUGAACUGUUCUGGAGUCAACACAGAUGCAAGGUUGUGGUUCUUACAACAUUGGUACACCCCAGCACAUGUGGUCCAUGUACUCCGCACAUGUUGUAUUUGGCCUCACCAACAGGAAAGAUCACAACAGUGUUUCAUGGUCAAAUCCUUGUUUAAAACUUUUUUUUUUUUUUUUCAGGCAUUCAUAUACUUCUCUCAUCAUUUCUGUAGAUGAAAGAACAAUUUCAGCUUUUAUGCCCACUGUUAUUUCUGCUCUGCUUCUCCGGAUUACUGCUCAUCUUUUUUCCCAGUCCCUGAUUCCCUGGCUGCAAACCAUCCUGUCACAAGACAGGCUGACCCUGGCUGAGUUCCCACAGCUCUCCUGGAAAUCAACUCUCGUCCUUUCCUCCGUCAUUCUCUACUGGUCACCACAGUGAGAGAGGAUCCUGCUGUCAACAGUUUAUGGGCUGGUUUGACCUGGUUCGGUGACUAAUGGGGAGGGGGGAGUCACGAACCCACACCUGGGAAAAGGGGAAUGGGGGAAAAGGGGACAGGGUAGGGAGAAGGGCCUAAAAACAAAACAGCAGCAACGGUCUGAGGAGGAAAGCUGAUUUACUAAAAAAGAUAUCGGAAUGCAAGAUAACACAAUAUAAUACAAUAUAAUUGCAACUGAGACUAAUAAAUCAAAUAAAAUGAGAGAGAGACUGUCCAAAAACCGAAGGCCUUAACUCUAAUGCUGAAGACAAGACAACCAGGGGAGCACACGUGCUGCUGGGAUGAGCAGAAAGGGAAAACCUGCGGACAGUUUUACCUUUCCUCUGAAUGGAAAACGGAAACAGAACAGCAAGCAGUCCUCUGGGGUAUGUAGUUCUUCUUCUCCUCUGAGAACCAGGUACCCAGAACUGUCCACGAUCCACAGAACUGGAGUAUUAACUCUUUAACUCCCAGUGCACUACAUGAUGCUAUGAUGUGGAAUACCGAUUACAAAAAUCAUAAAACCACGACACCUGCACAUUCAAAUAAGCUAAAAUCAACAGCAGCAGGGUCUGCAGAGAGAGGAGUGCCAGAUUUGCAUUGGUUUCAAUAAUCUCCUUUAAAGGUCAUGUCUUUAAAAUCAUGGUGUUUUUGAGUAGGCAUAGUUUUAGGGGAAGUUGGAUCUUUUUUGUCAGUGAAGUAUAUUUGGCUUAUAGUUGAUAUUCCUAUGGAAAGAUUUGUACAGAAUAGGUUCAUAGUGCUCCUUUGUCUUUAGAAAUGUGAAUUCUGUUCCCACAUCUCAAGGACAAAGUAAAAUGGAAAAUGACAGCAAUGACAGAAACAGAUUACUUCCAUGAGGGGAGUAACUGAAUUGACCAUGUCUCUUCAUUCUCACAAAGAGAUACAACCAACAUGGCAAAAGUCCACAUCUGCCACAUGGAGAAAUGAAUACAGAGUGAAGACUUGUUGUCUCCCACUAUUAAUACUAUGAGUAUGAAAUUAGCAGUUAUCAGGUUCAGAAACAAAGAGAUUAUAUACACAUUAUCUGAAAAACUCUUCAUCACAGGAUGCUGGGGAUGGUAAUAACUCACACGCAUUCAAGCAGUGUUCUGGAAAGGAUUGAUCAAUUUCAUCAUGAAAAGCUCGCUGAAGGCUCUUAAACAGAUUUUUAAAAAUGCACAAUACAAAACCCCAAAACAAAAUAAAAAAACCAACCACAACCAUAACAAGGAACAGCAAUAAUAAAAAAUUUGCAGAGGGAGAUGCUGGUUCACAGAUUACUGGGUACUAGAAGAGUGUUCAGGAAAUGCGUCACCAGCUGUUUGCCUUAUUAUACUCAUUUGAAUCACUGCUGUGCACCACUCCAAGGCAUAUGAUGCUAAAAAAGAUGGACUUUUAUUCUGAUCCAGCACUACCACUCUUAUUUGGAGUCAAUAAAGCCAUCUGUUUGAGUAGCUUGGCUAGCCACUGUGUAUCAAUAAAGAACCAAAGUAUAUUUGUAAGAUUCUAGAAUAACCUAGGAUGAAAAAGACCGUUAAGGUCAUCUAGCCCAGAUAUCAACCUGACCUAUUAAGUCUUACCACUGAACCACACGCCUAAGCACCGCACCCACACACCUCUUAAAUACCUCCAGGGAUGGCAACUUCACCACUACCCUGGGUAGCCACUUCCAAUGCCUUGUCCAAUCUAAGCCUCCUCUGGUGCAACUUGAAGCAAUUUCUUUGCAUAUUAUUAACUGUCACCUGAGAAAAGAGACCAAUAUCCUCCUCACUGCUGCCCCCUUUCACGUAGCUGUAGGGAGGGAUGAGGUCUCCUCUCACCCUCGUCUUCUCCAGACUAAACAACUGCAGUUCUCUCAGCUACUCAUGUGUCUUGUUUUCUUGUCCCUACACCAGCUUCAUCACACUUCUCUGCAUGCACUCAAGCAACUCAGUAUUGUUGUUCUAGUGAGGAGCUCAAAACUGAACAUGGUACUCAAUGUGUGGUCUCAGCAGUGCCAAGUAGUGAUCAUUAUUUCUGUAGUCCUGCUGGCCACGCUACUUCCAGUGCAGGCCAGGAUUCCAUUGGCAUUCUUGGCCAUCUGGGCACAUGCUGGUUCAUGUUCAGCUGGCUGCUGACCAGCACUCCCAGGUCCCUUUCUGCUGGGCAUCUUUCCCCAAGCCCAUUACGGCUGCAUGGAGUUGUUAUGAACCAAGCAUUGAACCCAGCACCUAGCCUUGUUGGCUGUUAGGUGAUAGGUCUCAGCCCAUCCAUCCAGGAUUGAACUCUAUUCACAAGCCAGUUCUUCUCCCAGUGAGCUUUAUGCCUGUCUAAGCCAUGAGCAGCCAGUUUCUCCAGCAGAAUGCUGUGGAAAAUAGUGUGAAAUGCUUUUCUGAAGUAGACGUAAAUGACAUCAUCAGCCUUUCCGUCUUCUGUCGUGUGUGUCGUCUUGUCACGGAAGGAGGUUACUCAGGCAGGACCUGCCCUUCAUAAACCCAAGGCGGCUGCUUCUGAUUACUUGAUUCUCCUGUAUGUGCUGUGUGACAGCUCUUCAGAUGAUCUGCUUCAUAACCUUCUUUGGCAUAGAGAGUAGACUGACAGGCCUGUAAUUCUCUGCAUUCUCCUUCUUAUCCUUCUUGUAGACUGGAGUCACAUUUGCAAACCUCCAGUCAACUGGGACAUCCCCACUCAAUUAAGACAGCUAAUAAAUUGCUGGGAGUGCUCUGGUGAGCACUUCCACUAGCUCCUUCACUGGAUAAAUCCUGCCUGGCCCCAUGGACUUAGGAACAUUUAGAAUUUGUAGGAGUUCACUUAACAGUUUAUUGCAGGAUUAUAAGUCAUCUUCUUGAUCCCCAUCACCACCUUCCAAUCAGGGGGCUGGGUACUCUGAGAACAACUGAACUUGCUAAUACAGACUGAGCACGAUUCAGAAACAUGUUGCAGAAGACACAACUAGCUUCUCCUAACUUGCCUUUGACAAACUCUCUGUCUUGUAGAUGGACUUCAUGUGCAGCUUACAGAGAGAACUGCCUACAUGAAUUUUAGCUUUUCUCUCUCACCUCUGCUGUUCUUUUUAAAGAAAACAGCCUCAUCAUAGCAAACAUUCAUACUUUAACCAAAAUGAUACAUUUACUUCAAAAUCAAUGGGGACUACUGCAAUUCUGCAUUACCACAAAACGUAAGCAAAAACAGCUAUAAAGCAAUCUUCGUGAUCAAUACCUUGAUGCUGUGGCCUCCCUUCAAACAUCAUCUUCCUGUAACUUGACCUUCCUAAGUGAGGCACAUUUUUUUCCCUUCCUUACCUGGAGAGCACUUGCAUUUAUAAUUCUCAUUGAAGUCUUAGGUAUAUCACAUAUUCAAAUCAGAGUUGAUUUGAAUGACAUUACCACACUUGGCAAGAACAGUACCCCCAUGACUAUUAACACUGAUGAAGUUUAAUUGCUUCCAGUGCAGUAGAAGCAGAAUCCCUAGAAGAAAAUGGAAGCACACAUAUUCAUAGCUAAGUAUAUAUCAAAAUACUUAGCUUGAAUAGUGAGGCAAAAUGAAUGUCAUUUUCUGCUCACAACAAAGCAAAAUUAUUGUACAGAACAUACAUAACAAAUUUAAUUAAAAAUCAAAGAUACCACCCAAAAUGUUGAAAGUCAUUAACAAAGCCAAAAUGUUGUUUAUAAUAACUCAAUACCUGUUUGUAAUAUCUGAAGUGGUUUAACUCUAGUUAACCAGUUACCGAAUUACUUUUCACAACAGUAUAAAGGGCAGCUGGCACAGAAGAAUCUGUGGCUUUAUUCUUCAAAGACGGGAUCCAAGCUGCGACCAGCAAAUGAAGAGGGGAAGGAGAAAACUAGAGAGGAUGAGGAAGAAAAGCCUAAACCUUGUCUUUAUAGAAAUCAGUCCAAGAAUACUGCUAAAGGAAGAUAGCAGAGUUUUUCCUUCAUUUAGAAGUCACUGCUAUUAAAAAGAUAACUGACAUUCACGAGUUCUGAAAUCCUCUGCUCUACAUUGUUCUUAAAACAAAUGAACCAUAAAAACAACAAAAAUCCAGCAUGUACAAAGAUACUUGGCCUAAGUUCGGCUCUUCCAAGUAAUUAACAGAAAAAAUGACUUCAGAUUUUAAUGCAGCACUUCUAAAACAGGCAUCUUCCUCAAAGAAGAGCUGCUAGAAAGGCACCCUUUCUUUAUAUGCUAGCAGACACAUAAAAAUCUUAAAAGGUAAUAAAAAGCCUCUCAAUUUCCACGUGCACUGCAGCAGGCACUUAUGGACCUAGCUGAUCUGCUGGAAAUGACCCAAGGUUUUUAUCAGACCAAAGGCUGAACAUGAGACACAAAAUAUUGAAUACCAUUGAUAAAAAAGAAAGGUGUACGCAAUACUACCAAUGUUCCUUUUAAUACCAGGCGAUGUUUUAGAAUUAUACUUUCAUAAAGACUUGGACCAAUGAAAAAUUAAAGAAAAAAGUACAUAUCUAGAAAGCAUGACUGGUGAAAAAACUGCAUGGCUUUUUCUGACUAGACAGAAGAACAUCAAAGAGUCACCUCGUUACAGUUACCAGAUGCAUGGAAGAGCAAAUACCAUAGCAAAAGAAAGACAAUAAUGAAUUUUCAAGAUACCUAAAAGCUUUGGUAGUCCUAACAUGGUAAAACCUGGUAGUCCUAAACAGGAAUCAGUGUGAUUUAGAAUAGUGUUUGGGAAACCAUUUUUAGUCUUACCCUAUCAUGGAAGAUUUCAGAACAUUUAACCAGAGGUUAUCCAUCUCUGUGUCAGGAGGAUUCAAUAAGAUGAUCUUCUUUCCAAUUCUUUGUAUAUCAU